AUGUCGCAUUCCAUUCUGUUCCGUGAUGAAGAUCGGGGAGUCAUUUUAAUCGACGGACCCAAGUCCAUUGAGGAGGCUCAACUCUUGAGUCCUGUGAGGUCUCCCGGGAUACGGAGGCUUGUCUCAUCAAAACCGCCUGAGGAGCCCUUCAAGACUCCAGAACCUAAGCAACCCCAACUCAACCCGAGUUUGGGAGCUGCCUUGGCGGAUCUGACAGCGGCAGCCGCCGUCGAAGAUGCUCAGAAACUGCUGCACGAGUUGUACUCGGGGCCAUGGUGCUUACCCCGGAUUCAUGCUAUCCAGGACAAAGAGCCGGAGGGAGAUGGGCGAGACAAGAAAAGGAAAGCAGUGGAAAUUGAUACUUCAGAGGAAGUCCUCAGUGACGCAGUGAUCCCUGGAGGGUCAGUGUACCUCCAAGGGACCAUAUCGUCGGAACGAUCUCGCUUCAUGAAAGAAGCUCCCUUGUUCGAUCUCAUAGUCAUGGACCCUCCAUGGCCGAAUCGUUCAGCGCGUCGAAAGAAGGAAAGCUACCACACAGCCAACGAUCUCGACGACAUCCGCGAGACUUUGUCACUCAUCCCCGUCACGUCUCACUUAGCACCCGAGGGCCUGGUCGCUGUCUGGAUCACCAACAAAGCAAGCGUGUUGGAGUUGCUAACAUCACCAAGAGGUCUAUUUGCCGAAUGGGGCCUGGAAAUUGUAGGCGAGUGGACAUGGCUCAAGGUCACAACGGCUGGCGAGCCGAUGGUGGAUGUCGAGUCUGCGUGGAGAAAGCCAUGGGAGCGGCUCUUGAUUGCUAAGAAGCGAGGGACCAAGAGGUCGAAACUGCCUAGCCAAGGGCGAGUGAUCGUCUCCGUGCCUGAUCUUCACUCGCGCAAGCCUAAUCUGCGACCUCUAUUUGAGGAUAUCUUGCCUCUGGGGUAUCAGGGUCUCGAAAUAUUCGCCAGAAAUCUCACAGCAGGGUGGUGGGGCUGGGGAGAUGAGGUCCUCAAAUUCCAGCAGCCAGAACAUUGGGUAGAACCGUAG
This is a messenger RNA of Diaporthe amygdali, 1026 nucleotides long. RefSeq lists its product as uncharacterized. The transcript has a single exon. The record is from RefSeq and is a predicted model, not a curated record. Gene Ontology annotation, cellular component: nucleus; RNA N6-methyladenosine methyltransferase complex. Gene Ontology annotation, molecular function: methyltransferase activity; nucleic acid binding. NCBI's taxonomy places the organism in Eukaryota, Fungi, Ascomycota, Sordariomycetes, Diaporthales, Diaporthaceae. The coding region runs from base 1 to 1026 and encodes 341 amino acids.